Messenger RNA from Candidozyma duobushaemuli, 2745 nucleotides. RefSeq lists its product as uncharacterized. The transcript is spliced from 2 exons. Lineage: Eukaryota; Fungi; Ascomycota; Pichiomycetes; Serinales; Metschnikowiaceae. Gene Ontology annotation, molecular function: mitochondrial promoter sequence-specific DNA binding; DNA-directed RNA polymerase activity. Gene Ontology annotation, cellular component: mitochondrial DNA-directed RNA polymerase complex. The record is from RefSeq and is a predicted model, not a curated record. Gene Ontology annotation, biological process: mitochondrial transcription. Bases 1 to 2745 code for a protein of 914 amino acids.
AUGCUUCGACGUAUUUCAAGGCUCCUAUCCUCAGUGCCUAAGCUUGAGCCUUUGAGACCACAAUUGGAACGUUCAGAUCCUCGAAAUGCCUUAAAUACAGACUUCAUUGACACCGUCAAUAGCAUCGCCAACGAGCAAAAACGGUUCACCAUCACCAACUACGAUACAAGAAUAAGAGUCAACCACUACCUCCAAGCUGUGUUCCAGAGAGACUUCAAUCAGGCCUUUGAUCUACUAGGCAAGUUCAAAGACAAGUGCAAGGUCAACAGGACCCAUACUUCGUUUGCUCGAAAUGUGCAACUCUAUGUAUCGUGCUUGAGCACCUUAGUAGCUCAUUUUGCAUUCACAUCUGAUGGCUCUGAGAGAGACUUCAAUGAUCUUGGAAACGUCAAAGAUAUGGUUCAAUUGCUUCCUGGUUAUGUCGUACUGAGUGUCCUGCAAGAUCAGCUAAACCAGCUCCGUAUACACCUACUAGUGGCAUACUGCAGACAUUUCGAUAAGUUAUCCAAGAAGCAUGCAUUGAGACGUCAAAGAGCAAGAAAGUUGACAAUAUAUCUUGCUGAAAAGUAUGGGAUAUCUCCUCAGUCUUUGGAGCAAGUGGUUGCUGAUGAGUAUCCAGAACUCAUGGACUCGUUUCGAGCAAUUUGGCCCAAUCUCAAAGCAUAUUCGGAGCUUUCAACGAAUAAAUUAGAUGUUCAACCUUUUUUGAACAAAAACGGCUCGAUGAGCUUCACCAGUCUCUGUGACUUUAUAUCCUCGUCGAGGUUUCAAUUCGACGAUGACAAGCGUCCCAUGCAUGAGAUAUAUGACUCUCUACCCCAAUCCCAACAAAAAGAUUUCAUCGAUGCCUAUCUUAGACAUAAUAGACUCCGCCAAAUAGAGGUGGAAAAAUACUGCGGCGCUCUUCAGGACUCCCUCGCUUCCAAGCGUCAAGAAAGUACAUUUCAAAAAUUCAACAUAGUUCACAGACAUUGGCUUUUGCAGUGGAACGCCGCUAUAUGCGACAGAAUCAAAGCUCUUGAUACAGAAGCCAAUCGAAGCCUUUCAAAAUUUGCAUUCUUUUACACUACCUAUCCCGCCGAGAAGCUUGCAUCAAUAGUACUUACCAGUAUGCUCUCGGCAACAUUAAAGUCAGGGCUGAUUGGAACGUUGAAGUUAGCCAAAGCAAUGCUGACCUCGCUAAAACAAUCAAUUCGUCUGGAUCCCGAACUAAAACCCAUAUCACAACAGCUCAAUCACUAUCUCAAUGAGGACGACUCCAUUGAGUUCUUCUGUGGUAUCAUAAAACUUGCCACAGAAAACUGCAAACUACCUUUGGAUAGCGGAAUGCUAUCGAAAAGCUCGCAUGGUCAGCCCCUAUUCUCUGUAGGGUAUGCGAAGUCGUCUCAAGAUAGCUCUCCUUUCCAUAGAAUGGGGAUAAUCAGCCUCCACCAGGAAAUCAUUAUUCUUUUUCAAUCCUAUAAGGACCUCCUACAUAGCGGUACAGUGCUUUUGCCCAUGCUAUAUCCACCUGAAAAGUGGACCUCGCCGAUACAUGGGGGUUAUUUGGAAGGGUUGGCUCCGAUGGUUCGCUCUUCAGAUGAGCAGACUACUUUGAAAUAUAUCAACAAGGCUCAUGCUACUGGGCAACUUCAAUCGCUCUAUGACGUUUUAACUCAACUUGGGUCGCUUCCCUGGGCUAUCAACAAGGAAAUGCUGGACAUUUUUACAGAAUGCCUCGAAAAGCCUGAGGGAUUCCUCCUGAUACCACCACCAUUGAGCGAAUUAAUGCCCCCAGUUUUUGAAAUCCCAAAAAAGAGUCUUUACGAAUCAGACUGUGAAUAUGAGGCUGAUAGGAGGGCUUAUUACAAGCAGAAGCGGGAGGCUGAGAAUGAGUACUUUGGACUUCGAGGAAAUCGAAUUUCUUACGAGCUUAUGAACAAGGUCGCUUCAUGCUACGCUGCCAAUGGUGAUGUUUUAUACUUACCACAUAAUGUUGAUUUCCGUGGAAGAGUAUACCCGGCCGUUUCCUUUCUUUCCCAUCAUAAUGAGGAUAUGAUAAGAUCAUUGUUGAUGUUCUGGGAUGCAAAACCGUUAGGACCACAUGGGUACAAGUGGAUCAAGUAUCAACUUGCGAACCUCUAUUCUAAAGCUAAGCUCGAUAUGGAACAAUCUAUCGCAUUCGUAUCGGAGAACAUGGCAAACAUCAUUGCAUCCGCCACUAAACCAUUCGGUGGGGAUCAAUGGUGGAUCAAAGGCGAUAACCCAUGGCAAAGUCUUGCUCUCUGCAAGGAGAUACAUCUGAUAGAAAAUUUUGGAGGAUCGGAUGCGGACUAUAUGUCGAGAAUUCCCGUCCAUCAAGAUGGAACAUGCAAUGGUCUUCAACACUACGCUGCAUUAGGAGGUGACGAAGCUGCGGCCAGAUCAGUCAAUUUGCUUCCGGGGGAUCGAAAUGAUAUCUACUUAAAAGUUCUUGAAAUUGUCAAAAGGAAGAUACUUGAUGACCUUGAGAAUGAAUCCACCAAAGAGAUCGCAAGAAUAAGUCAGCCAUUGCUUCUGAGAAAACUCAUCAAACGAACAGUCAUGACCACAGUGUACGGUGUGACACACUUCGGUGCAGCUCGACAGAUCCAAGAGAACAUCGAAAGUAUAACUAACAAAACACAUAAUACCGUCUCCUCCGAGUACACCGAAAGCCAAAUCGCUACAUACAUUGCCAGAAAUGUGCCCAAGCCAUUCAGGAUUGGUUGCUUCGCAAUUGCUUGA